ACUAAAAUGUCAUCGAUGACCACAAUGCGCCAUUUUGUUCUUCUGUUUUUAACGGACUCAACAGCUCCAUGGCCAUGGCGAUGCGUGUUUCUUCCCAAUCUCUAUUUUUUUCUCUCAAUAAUGCAAGGGAAGUUCUUACACAUUUUAUGACAGAUGUUGUUCAUCCAGCUAGCAAAUAUUGUAAAUUUAAUGGUAAAAGUAAAACCACAACAAUAUCAUUUCGAGGCUCUGUAAAGCAUAUACAAACAGUAUGCAGAAUCACAGUUCCUGGAUCCUCUUUAGAAACUGUUGUGAAUCCACCUUCAAAUUUACUAAAAGACAGAAAAGUGGUACCUGAUUCAGAUCCACCAACCACUAAAGAUGUUGAUCUUUUAUACGAGUUUUUUGCUAAAAGUACUAAACUUGUUGCUUUGACUGGAGCUGGAAUAAGCACAGAGUGUGGCAUUCCUGAUUACAGAAGCCCAAAUGGAGCUUAUAGUACUGGUUUCAAGCCGAUUACUCAUCAGCAAUUUAUUCGUUCUAGUCGUGCAAGAAGGAGGUAUUGGGCAAGAAGCUAUGCAGGAUGGAGGAAGUUUAAUGAAGCUAAACCAAGUGCAGCUCACACUGCUUUAGCAUCUUUAGAAAAAGCAAAUCGAAUUAGCUUUAUGAUCACACAAAACGUCGAUAGGUUGCACCAUCGUGCUGGUAGUACCCCGCUUGAGUUACAUGGGACUGUGUACACCGUUGGAUGUGUGGAUUGUGGAUUCUUAUUCCCAAGGGAGUUGUUUCAAGAGAAAUUGAAGUCUUUAAAUCCAAAGUGGGCGGAAGCUAUAGAAAGUUUGGAUUAUGAUAGUAAUUCAGAUAAGAGUUUUGGGAUGAAGCAAAGGCCCGAUGGUGAUAUUGAAAUUGAUGAAAAGUUUUGGGAAGAAGAUUUUCACAUACCAACUUGCUCUAAAUGUAACGGGGUACUAAAACCAGAUGUGGUAUUUUUUGGUGAUAAUGUACCAAAGGAAAGAGCUAAUAUGGCAAUGGAGGCGGCUAAAGGGUGUGAUGCUUUUCUUGUUCUUGGUUCAUCGGUUAUGACCAUGUCUGCUUUUCGACUUGUCAGAGCAGCUCAUGAGGGUGGUGCUGCUACAGCAAUUGUAAAUAUAGGCAACACUCGAGCUGAUGAUUUUGCAGAGUUGAAAAUUAAUGCGCGCCUAGGAGAGAUAUUACCACGGAUACUUAACACCGGGUCGCUCAGUAUUCCUGCUAUAUAAAAGUUUGAACAUGAUGUUUGUUUUGUAAAAUUUAUUUUAUACACCUACAACAUGCAAAAAAUAAUUUGUGAUUGUAUAAUUAGGCAUAUCAUCUCCAAACAAAAAUCAAUGUAUGAAAUAGUUGUUUUAGGAUA
Lactuca virosa is the source of this 1372-nucleotide messenger RNA. The record is from the annotation of a GenBank genome assembly. NCBI's taxonomy places the organism in Eukaryota, Viridiplantae, Streptophyta, Magnoliopsida, Asterales, Asteraceae.